AUGCAGUCCCUUUCACACCUUCCAGCUGCAGCUCUAACUUCUCACGUUUCUGCUGAUCAGUUCCAAGUGUUGACUGUGGAAGUGCACCAGGUGGCGGAGCGGGUGGAGGCUCUGGGGCAGUUUGUCAUGAAGACCAGGAGGACCCUCAAAGGCCACGGGAACAAAGUACUCUGCAUGGACUGGUGUAAAGAUAAAAGGAGGAUCGUGAGCUCAUCUCAGGAUGGGAAGGUGAUCGUGUGGGAUUCCUUCACAACUAACAAGGAGCACGCAGUCACUAUGCCUUGCACGUGGGUGAUGGCAUGUGCAUAUGCCCCGUCGGGAUGCGCCAUCGCGUGUGGUGGUUUGGAUAAUAAGUGUUCUGUGUAUCCACUGACGUUUGACAAAAAUGAAAACAUGGCUGCCAAAAAGAAGUCUGUUGCCAUGCACACCAACUACCUGUCAGCCUGCAGCUUCACCAACUCUGACAUGCAGAUCCUGACGGCGAGCGGUGAUGGGACGUGUGCCCUGUGGGACGUGGAGAGUGGGCAGCUGCUGCAGAGUUUCCAUGGGCACGGGGCCGACGUGCUCUGCUUGGACCUGGCCCCCUCAGAAACAGGAAACACCUUCGUGUCUGGGGGAUGUGACAAGAAAGCCAUGGUGUGGGACAUGCGCUCCGGCCAGUGCGUGCAGGCCUUUGAAACACAUGAAUCUGACAUCAACAGUGUCCGAUACUACCCUAGUGGAGAUGCCUUUGCCUCAGGAUCAGAUGACGCUACGUGUCGCCUCUAUGACCUCCGGGCAGACAGGGAGGUCGCCAUCUAUUCCAAAGAAAGUAUCAUAUUCGGAGCAUCCAGCGUGGACUUCUCCCUCAGUGGUCGACUGCUGUUUGCUGGCUACAACGAUUAUACCAUCAAUGUCUGGGAUGUUCUCAAGGGGUCCCGCGUCUCCAUCCUGUUUGGACAUGAAAACCGUGUUAGUACUCUACGAGUUUCCCCUGAUGGGACUGCUUUUUGCUCAGGAUCAUGGGAUCAUACCCUAAGAGUCUGGGCUUAAUUGCCUCCUCAAAUUGCACACAUAGGUAUCUGAGGAUAGAAUUUGAAAUCGUCAUAUGUAAAUAGAUCUUACUUCUAGAGGAUCUGAGAGUUUACUGCACCUUAGCUUAAGGGAGCAACUCCAUGGCUGAAAGUUUACCAAGCAUCUUCAAUAUUACUGUUAAAACUGCCACCCAUGGAAAAGUACCACUGUGAGCCUUCAGCGCUAGGAGAACAUCUUCAAGUACAGUGUUUUUCAUUUUGAACACUUUUUAAAAUUUAUUCGUUUUAAAGGUUAUUGUCAAUUAUACUAGUCUUGACUCAUUCUAUUACCAACAGAAUUCAGCAUUUAAUAUAGUCCGUAUUAUUUCCUUGAAUCAAAUUUAUUUUCAGAGCACUUUAAAAUCUGAUUUUUCAAGGUAUGCGCUGAAUAAGUAUCCUCUAGAAGUGAUUUUAGUGGACUGUAUGAGAAAGACUGUGUUGAUUGAUAUUCAAUAGAAGAAAGUUCCAAUUCUAGAUGUAAUUAGACAAAAUCACUUUUUUAAAAUGUAUUUUUAUUGUAAAAAUAUCUUUUUCAGUCCUGCAUCAUAUUGUGGGUUUUUUUGUUUGUUUUUUCAGCUAAAACAUGUGAACUGUUAUAAAGGAAGCAGAGAUAUGCAUAAAAUGGACAGAUUGUGUGUUUACAAAUUUUGUGAUGAUGUGAUAUAUCACUGUUAUUACAUGGACAGAACGUUUUCUUUUGAGGGAAAAGCUGAAUGCUGUUCAUGACACAGAUGCUUCUCAGAGCAACCAAAACCUUUCUAUGUGGAAACACAAGACAGUAAACUUAUUUAAAAACCUAUUACUGGUAUUAGACAUAUUAGGGUUAAUAGUAUCAACUCAGCCUAAUGUGGAUCUUGUCCAUGUCAAUUAUAUUCAUAUUUAUUGUGUUAUGAAUAUAAUUACAUAUACACAUUAUUUGCUAGGUCUCAAACAAUAAUAUUUCUCUUAUAUUGAGAAAAAAUAGCAUAAAAGAUAUCUUGUCUUUAUUUGAUAUCAGCAAUUCCUUCAAGAAGAUACUGAGGUCAUUUGUUAAAGGAUCCCUUCUUUUCCUUUUCUUUUUCUUUGUUUUUAAAUGUGUAGAGGCUUAUUUUUUGUUUUAGAAAAUUCCUCAUUCAUAAAGAUGGUAUGCAUUACUUAGGGAAAUAAAAUGUCACCUCGGACACCAAAAAUUGUUCCUAGGUGAGGCUUGCCCUGUGGGUGGCCUGGGGUCUGACAGGCCAGGUCCUGUGGUGCCCGAGGGCUGUUUAUAAUGAAUCCCCUGGAUUGUCCCGUCUCUUCUCGCAUCCCUGCUGUAGCCUGCCCUUCUCCCAGUGGUAGUUCUGGCUUUGCAGGUCCAGCCUCAGGUCCUGUUGCUCAGGCUCUUCCAGAGCUGGAACCCACACAGCCUUCAGACAGGCCUGGUAGACCUGGCUGGCACUCCUGUAAACCUCAGGGGGUGUACCAGGACCACCCUCAAAACUACUUGGUCAGGUAUCAUAAUGGACCAGUCAGUCAAAAAUCGGCCAAGACACAUUUUCUGUCAAUUCUUUUUAAAUAAACAAAAUGGUUAUAUUCAGCUAUUUGCCAAGCAAACAUUUACUGAAAGUUUUACUAUACAGCAGGCCCUGGGGUAGAAAGAGAAAUAUAAAAGACCCUUGCUUGCCUCCAAAAAACCCAGAGGGAAGAAGGGAACAUGGUCCAGAGAGACCAUUUUUCAGUCACCUUCUUCCCCUUCCCCCAGUGGAUUUGUCCGGGCAGGGGCUCGGGAAAUAUGCACAGCUCCUGGUCCACCCAACUCCUGCCAGCUGCUGAAGGGAACAGGCCCCACAGUGUGUCCCAUGGAGUUCCCGAGCUCUGCUCCCAGAACAUCCCAGAGUUUGCUCCUGGUCUCCUAGUUACAGCAUCCUGUUCCCACUCUCUCACACACCCUUUCGUGUCUCUGCACUCUGACCUGGGCCUCCCAGAAGUGAAGGAAGACAGGGCAAAGAAAAAGUCACCUAGACUGAGGGGAAGGAAACUCAGGCUUACAUGUUUGGAGAGGCAGAGAGCGUCUUCUAUAUAUAUCCAAAAUAGCCCAUAACUUUCCAAUCAAAUAAGUGACCAUAAGGGUCAUAUGAAAAUAUUCCGUGGAACAUUCUUACCCCCAUGGGCAGUAAGCCACCUCCCCUCUAAGUAUUUCAUCUCACAGAGGGUGUUAUUUCAAUUCAUUUAUUAAAUACUUGGUUGGGAAUAUACUACACCAUGUAGAGACUCAAGGGUAAACUCCAAGUAAUAAAUUGUAUUUUGCAUAUUGAAAAUAA
Messenger RNA from Pteropus alecto (black flying fox), 3331 nucleotides. It is a transcript of the gene GNB5, whose product is annotated as G protein subunit beta 5. Gene Ontology annotation, biological process: G protein-coupled dopamine receptor signaling pathway; G protein-coupled receptor signaling pathway. Bases 1 to 1032 code for a protein of 343 amino acids. The record is from RefSeq and is a predicted model, not a curated record. NCBI's taxonomy places the organism in Eukaryota, Metazoa, Chordata, Mammalia, Chiroptera, Pteropodidae. The transcript is spliced from 11 exons. Gene Ontology annotation, cellular component: heterotrimeric G-protein complex; cytoplasm. Gene Ontology annotation, molecular function: protein binding; signaling receptor complex adaptor activity.